Molecule: messenger RNA, 1199 nt
Organism: Pungitius pungitius (ninespine stickleback)
Lineage: Eukaryota; Metazoa; Chordata; Actinopteri; Perciformes; Gasterosteidae
Gene: mettl26
Product: methyltransferase like 26
Exons: 6
Coding region: 160-780 (206 amino acids)
Source: RefSeq, a predicted model, not a curated record
CACGUGAGACAAUGCGGAAGCGGACCAUUUUCAGACAAAAACAAAACAGCCGUGGGUGUCGUUGAGUUAUUCAAUCGGGUCUGACGUUGUUCGGCCAUCGUGGAGUUGUUUCACAAGCUGUACCGCAUCAUUCGACAGCUACACCCGGUGUUUGGAACGAUGCUGAACGCCGCCGCCGCGGAGAGGAACAAGGAGCCCAUCCUGGCAGCGCUCCGGGACAGCGUGAACACGGGGAGGUCCCUGCAGGCUCUGGAGAUCUCCUCCGGUACCGGGCAGCACGUCACACACUUCGCUCAGGCCCUGCGGAAUAUUAUCUGGCAGCCUUCAGAGUAUGACCCGCAGUCUCUUACCAGUAUCGAAGCUUACAGAGCCCACUACCAGCUGCACAAUGUGAGGCCUGCCAUCCACCUGGAUGCUUCUCUGCCCUAUCAGUACUGGGGAGGCAUUCAGCCAGAGAGCCUGGAUCUGGUAGUCAACAUCAAUAUGAUGCACAUUUCCCCGAUGGCUUGCACUGAAGGUUUAUUCAAAGGAGCUGGAGUAGUGCUGAAGCCACAAGGCCUUCUAUUCACAUAUGGCCCAUAUGCAGUGAAUGGUCAGAUCACCCCUCAAAGUAAUAUUGACUUUGACUACAGCCUACGGCAGAGAAACUCAGAAUGGGGACUCAGGGAUAUCGCCCUCCUCAGUUGUACAGCACAAAAAAAUGGUUUAUUCCUGGAGAGAAUGGUGGACAUGCCUGCAAACAACAAGUGUCUUCUGUUCCGGAAGGAAAGUUUGGUGUGAAGAAUCUUCUGGUUCCUCCUCUGGGUGCAGACCAGUAUUGGAGCAGGAUGGUCAAAACGCCUUAACUUACACUUGAAACUCAGAUACAUUGCCAAAUUUUCUAGAACUUUUAAGGAAUUGUUUCCCCAUAUUUAAAAACAGGGUGAAACAGAUGAAGAUGUUUGAUGCAAACUAAAAUGUUGUAAUGCAUUAUAUAGUAUUCUGUAUUGCACUCCUGAGAAAAACUGCUCACUGAUAUGCUGUCUUUAGAUAAUUUGCUUUUUUACAGUCAACUACUCUCUUUUCUUCAUUCAGCGUGAAGACUUUAAGUAAAACUAAGUUAGAAGAAGUGCUUUGCAAACAGGACUAUUUAAGCAUCAAUGUGCUGCACAUUAGAUCUUGAAAUCACAUGUAACAAAAUAAAAGCUAUAUAAAACACC